CCAAAAACCACCGAUACCACACAUUUUGACUCUACAUUGUACAAUCUCCUGUGUAAAAUCUUGGACCCUGAUUCUAUCUCUUCAACUUUGAGCGCCACUGCCCUAUCCACAUCACACUUCUCGCAAAGAUGUCUGUGGUCUCGCUUUUGGGCGUCAAGAUCAUGAAUAACCCUGCACCGUUUACCGCUCCAUAUGAAUUCGAGAUCACAUUUGAGUGCCUUGAGCAACUUCGAGAAGAUCUAGAAUGGAAACUCACCUAUGUCGGCUCUGCAACAUCUGCAGAACAUGAUCAAGAACUCGACUCACUUCUCGUUGGACCAAUCCCCAUCGGCGUGAACAAGUUCAUCUUCGAAGCCGAUCCACCAAAUCUCACACGUCUACCCUCGUCAGAAAUUAUUGGUGUCACAGUCAUUCUUCUCACCUGCUCCUACGAUGGUCGAGAGUUUGUCCGUGUUGGCUACUACGUCAACAACGAGUACGACAGUGAAGAGUUGAACAACGACCCGCCCGCGAAGCCCAUCAUAGAGCGUGUGCGACGGAACAUUUUGGCGGAGAAACCUAGAGUGACUCGAUUCGCGAUCAAAUGGGAUUCUGAAGAAUCAGCACCUGCUGAAUACCCACCAGAUCAACCCGAGGCCGACACCCUCGACGACGAUGGAACAGCGUACGGUGCAGAAGAGGCGGAGAUGCAAGCCGCACUAGAGAAAGAGCUCGAGGAGACUGAGACCGCCGCACAAGACACACAAAAAGACGGUGAUCAAGAGACGGUCGAGACGAAAGAAAAGGAAGAAGACGAGGAGAGCGAAGCCGGCAGCGAGGAUCUCGAAGAAGAGAGCAGCGAAUCCGAGGACGACGAGGAAGACGAGGAAGGCGCCGAGGCCGAAGACACGGAAAUGGCUGACGGUGAGGAUAAGGCCCCUGCUGCCAACGACACAAACGGUGAACAGAAGUCGGCCGACUCUCACCCUGAAGUCAUGGUUCAUUAGACCCGAUGUUGUUUCUUGAAUCUCAGCAAGGCGUCUGGAGUCGAACAAAGCUGACUUGAUGGAUUUGAUGUAAACAUGGCACUGGAUGAAACAAGAAGACAAAGUAAUGAUUUUUUUCCCUUCCUCGAUGAGUCGUUAUUGUUUUUUGAAGAUGAGCAUUGAACCCAGCG
Messenger RNA from Exophiala oligosperma, 1156 nucleotides. Its product is annotated as histone chaperone asf1. Gene Ontology annotation, molecular function: histone binding. Gene Ontology annotation, cellular component: nucleus. The record is from RefSeq and is a predicted model, not a curated record. Gene Ontology annotation, biological process: nucleosome disassembly; DNA replication-dependent chromatin assembly; nucleosome assembly. Bases 129 to 986 code for a protein of 285 amino acids. The transcript has 3 exons. Lineage: Eukaryota; Fungi; Ascomycota; Eurotiomycetes; Chaetothyriales; Herpotrichiellaceae.